Quercus robur (English oak) is the source of this 598-nucleotide messenger RNA. RefSeq names its product auxin-induced protein 15A-like. The coding region runs from base 88 to 390 and encodes 100 amino acids. NCBI's taxonomy places the organism in Eukaryota, Viridiplantae, Streptophyta, Magnoliopsida, Fagales, Fagaceae. The record is from RefSeq and is a predicted model, not a curated record. The transcript has a single exon. Gene Ontology annotation, biological process: response to auxin.
ACAUCCUCUGGUAUCAAAUCCUUACAUCUUCCUCCUUCUCAUUUGUGAUCUUUGCCAUUUUUCAGGCAAUAAUAGAGACAGAUAGCAAUGGCUAUUCGUUUGCUUGGUAUUAUACAUGCUAUGCACAUUCUCCGCCAAAUAAACUCAUUUUCAAAACAUGCAGCUUCAAAAUCUUUAGAUGUUCCAAAAGGCUACCUUGCAGUAUAUGUUAGAGAAAGUGAAAAGAAGCGAUUUGUGAUUCCUAUUUCAUUCUUGAACCAGCCGACAUUUCAACAAUUGCUAAACAAGGCUGAGGAAGAAUUUGGAUUUGAUCAUCCAAUGGGUGGUCUCACAAUUCCCUGCAGUGAAGAUAUCUUCAUUGAUCUCACUUCUUGCUUACAUGAAUUGUGAUAUGCCAGCAAAAAAAUGAAAAAAAUAGAAAAUUUUGUAAAUCCAAGUACAUUCUUUAAUUCUUUUAAGAAGAAGAGGAGAUGGAUAUUGUUUAUCAACAAAAAAUGUCAGAAAUUGAAUUAUUGCAGUUCCUCCACAUUCUUCAGGAAAAAAUGUAUAAUUGAGAACACCUUUUAGUUGAAACCAAUCCUCAUUGAUUCUAUGAUAU